AGUCUGCCUGUGUCUCGUCCCACUCACACUCUCUGUCAGAGCGCGGCGUUGACAGCCACUGGCCACUGAGCAGCCCACUCUGUCGGGGUUUGAGUCUCCAUGCAAGACUGUUGAAAAAAAAGCUCCUGAUUGUCCUUUUCUUUUAUUUGCUAAGGCAAACAAAGCAACCAAGCCCGUGCACGGCCAAGCAAGCACAACAAGUGACAAAAACCUCUGAAGUCAUUUUCUAGACUCAUCACUGUCUCUCAGCUCCCUGCACAAUGUCUGGAGAGGACGCACCUGCCCAGCAGCAAAACGCUGUGGACCAGAAGCAGGAGACCAAACCCGCCGAGGAGCCCAAAGCUGAGCCGGCCAAGACGGACUCCCCACCCGCAGCCGCUGCCGAAGCAGCGGCCACCCCCGCAGCGACCACCGAGAAGGCCCCCGAGGAGGAGACGUUCACGUACCGCGCCCUGGUGCUCACCGGCCACGGUGGCUACGAUAAAGUCAAGCUGCAGGUGAAGAAGGGGAAACCCACGCUAAAGGCUGGUGAAGUCCUGGUAAGGGUCAAGGCAUGCGGGCUAAACUUCGCGGACCUGAUGGCUCGACAGGGGCUGUACGACCGAAUGCCAUCCCCACCGGUCACCCCGGGGAUGGAGUGCUCCGGGUUGGUGGAGGCUGUGGGGGAAGAAGUGACGGACAGAAAAGUAAGCACACACGCGUCUAACACAUUUACUUUGAACUGAAAGUCGGAUAUGAAUGUGUUUGUGGCGUUGUUUAAGUGAUGAAUAUGUGUCUUACUUGUUUUUUGUGCUGAACUGCUACAUCUGGAUAUGGGCGUGUCAGGCUGAGCUCGCAGCUCAGGGUUCUGGUGGCGCUUUAUUACUCAUUAAAGACUUGAUGAAUUAAAUACUAACAGGAUAUAGUGAGGUCGUUUAAAAAAGAAUGAGUUUGCGCUUCACAUAAUGAUAUAAUUUAUGUGAGCUGUCAUGGGUGUUAGGAUUCAUUCAGUCAGUCAGUCGUGCGUAAGGAGACAGCACUUGUCUGGAAGUGGAGGAGAAAGCCUCGUAUUUUGCUGAGAGGUUCUUUCUUAGAGACAUGCACAAAGUAGAUGACGAGAGUUGUGUGAAAAAGCAGCAGCAAAAGCAGGCGUCGCCCCUCUUGUCCCCCUGAUAUCAAACCGCGUUGUACGUGCGCACUUUGGUUUAGCAUCUCGAAAGGGGGAGAAAAAGUUGCCAAUGCCGAAAUGGAGAUGAAUUCACGGUUUCGUUCGCGUGUGCUGUAAGUGUUAAGUCUGAACAAACACGUGCUAAUCCGCUAGAUGCUUUCCAGCCAUGCAGCACCUACGCCGCUCUGCGCUUUGAUGUGUGCCAAAGCGCGGAGAGCUGCGUCAAGGCAGCCAAAAUGAGACCGGAAACACGGCCGGUGUGCUUUCUAAAUAAAAGCUUUGAAUAACGCCGGAUUUUCCCUUCUAUUGAAUGUGUAAUAAGAGCAAAUCAUAAAUAGAAAACAGGUAGGUGGAUGAAAAGGUCAUUAAAAUGUGUGGACUCACCUUAGAGCAUUCACAGUAUUAAAUUGGACGUGUUUGUAGUUGUGGUCCUCACACCCAUCAGUUUAUCUUUAGCUCAAACAACCAAACGAUGGGAAACAGAAGAACAGCUUAACGCACAUUUAUCCAUUGCUAGAUCGCUGGAGAAAUCAAAUUCAUAAGGGAUUUUAUUUUGGAGACUGGCUUUAGGCGCCACUGGUCGUAAUGUAGCUGACUUGACUCGGGCGGCGGAGACAGGAGUCACCGACGCCUUUUGUUACCGGGAGCGACGGUGGCGGACAGAUUCAGUGAUUGGGAAGGGCGAGGCAGCAUCAGACAGCCUGGUGUGAGAAAGAGAUGAGCAGGCGUCCUCUUUGUCAACAUAAGAGUCUCAAUGUACAGCCAUCAAUACAUCUUCAUCAAAGUUCAUUUAGGCAUUCAAAGUGCUUUCUUUAAUGUUCAGCCAGUGUGUGAAGUGGUGAGGAGAAUUACUGUCACUUUCCUCCCUCCUUUUAAUCCGUAAAUCUGCUUCCUUGCAGUAUGGCAUCUCCACGUUGACGCCUUUGUUGGGAAUUUUGAAAACAAAGGCAUAAUAUUACACAUCAGCAAGUGAUGAAUCAUGCUGUUUGUUGUAAUAGCACCACAUUUUCUCACAUCAGCCUGUCAGUAUGUGUGGUUAACACCACGCGGAUCAUAUGAGGGGCACAAGAGCAGCAUCACUACAUCUGGCUGGGAGUGGCACAUAUGUCUGUCUGUCAGCCAUCAAUCCAUAUGGAUAGGGAAUAAAUACAAAGUGAUGGGACAAUGAUUGGUGAUAGGUCAGCCAAUCACAGCCACACAUCACAAGAGGCUGUGUUUCCAAAUGACUUUACAGCUUCUUUCCACAUUGUCAGUAAUGCAGAUUGGAUUUAAAGGUCAGGCACCACACAGACACACACAGGGACACACACACACACACCCAGACUCACUCACACACUUCUUGUCAUCUUGUCUGCAUCCCCCCUGCAGUCCUUAGUUUAUAGAAUUAAGAGCCAAUCUUGCUAAUGGAUGGAGAUCUCUGAGAUGGUUUGGCACAGAGCUAGCUAACACCGAGGGAAUGUGCUGACCCUGAUGGCACCGAAAUUUUUGGGAGGCUCAACAGUCACUGCAGCAUGAGCACACACACAUGUUCACAUACAGCCAGACAAAAAUGGGUGUGUCUGAUAGUCUCCUUACAGAACAGUGCACAGAAAGCUUCAAACUCACUCAAAAUGUUUUAUUAGAGAAAAAAUCAUAAACCCUGAACAGUCAAGUCAAGUUUGACUGAUUUUUAUCCUGACAGUGUUCAAGCACCGCACAGAACCCUGCCCAGUUUUUUCACUUUUUAUGGCUAAAUGAGAAAAAAACUGAUUAUGAUUUUCUCUGUAGUCCUCUGUCUUUGCCUUUUUUAUUGUUUCAUGGUCGUUUUUAUACUCACACUUAUUUACCACUGCAAGCCUCACAAUGUAAUUCAAUAGCUGCUGCAAAAGCAGCAUCCCUUAGAGGAGCAGUCGAUGUGAGUGAAGUAAUACUACAGUGUCCUCACCUCAAAUGACCCCAGAGGGAAGGCAGGGGAGAAGUGUAACAGUGAGUAAGCAAGGGAAGAUAUCACACUGAAGCUCCCCUGGCACCAAACCUCAGCACUUUUUUACCUCCAGGACUUGUUUAAAAUUUUCAUUCUCAUCCUCUUUGAGUUUUGGUCGGAUUUGACCCACAUGUUCUCAAUUACCUCCUUCUGGCCCACAUUGUCAGUCUGGUAUUUCCUCCAUCCCUCCUUCCAGCCCGCUAUCUCUCCUCCUUUUGUAUAAUCUCUUGAUUCUUCAUUCUGCUGUCAGUGGAUGCCUCUGUCAUGCUGCUCUCCCUUUAUAUCAGCAUCUGUAAAAAUGGCUGGCUGUAAAGCCUCAAGCCUCUACAUUUCUUCUUAGACUGAUGGUGCAGAGUUGAAAUGGGGUCUCAGGUAUCAAACAGAGCUGAAAAAGAAGGGACAGUCAGACUGUUUUUUGGUAGCAUCUGCAUAAUCAGGUGCAGUCAAGUGCAGAAAGCAGCAUGCAGCACAUAUGAAAGCAGGGCGUGGCCUUUAUCUUGUACCAUCUAACGAACCCUGUUAAAACAGGAUAACACCUACGCUGACACCAGAGAGAUAUUAGGUUUCCUUUUAAUCACAUUCACAGGAGUCAAGCAGCCUUCGCGGCCGUCAACAUCUAACCUUCAUCUCUCCUCGACCUGACUCGUGAAAACACUGUAGCAGAGAGAAAGAGUCUCGUCGUCCUUUUUUGCCCCCACUGAUAAUUUUUUGCUGAGUUCAUCAAAAUUCAGAGCCAUGAAGCAGCUGACUCAAGAGGCCUGCAUACCCCAAAAUUGAAUCACCAUCUGAUUAAGUCUAUUCAUAUACAGUUAACUGGAAGUGUCUUUGUUCACUUGCCCCCCCGCACUCUUGACCCCGACUGGGACUACAUUAAGCAGUGGCCUGAAAGCUGAGAGAGGAAAUGCAAGAAGUGAGUGUUUGUGUGUCACACUGCGAAGAUGUUGUAACAGAACUGUCACAAGGCAUGCUCUCUCUCUCUCUCUCUCUCUCUCUCUCUCUCUCUCUCUCUCUCUCAGCCUUGAAUGUUUCUCUCCCCUGAUUCUGUGACUGUCAGAAACUCACAUGUUCAACGUGGGCGCAGGAGAAUAGCUGUCGAUGCGUUUGAAUGUGUGAGUCAUAUUUGUGUGUGUUUCCGGUAAAAGCCUUAACACCCCCGUCUAUCGAUUUGGGCCCUCUGUAGUCGCAAUUACAGCAGCGAGGGUGAUGAGUUUGAAGAGUCGAAGAAAGGGGGGGGGGGGGCAGACGAGGAUGAAGUAUGGAGAGCGAGGGGAGGGAAGAGGAGCAGCUCUCGGUGGAAAAGUGAAAGUUUGAAAAUAAACUAAAUGACCAGGCUUCAGACAGAAAGAUGCGGCUCUGGAAAGAGAGACAGAGUCAGAGAAAGAAAGGGAGAGAGGGGGAGAUCUCUCUAAUUGGAGUGGAUAGACAGUGAGGCGCAUGGCUCCCUCCAGACCAUUAGAGAGGCCCGGGUGGAGCGGGUUUGUUCCCAGGAGGAGAGAGCUUGUCUUAUGCUCAUCCAUGGGGAAGAAUCUGGCAGGGUCUCUGAUGAGCACAGAGAGGCCAGGGGAGAAGAUGGGCCCCAUUGUCCUGUCUCACUGAUGAUCAGGAAGAAGAAGAGGGGAUGGCGGGACACUCCUAGCAAAGAGGACAGGGAAGACAAACCAAGACAGCGAAUGAUGAAGAAACAAGGAGGAAAGAGAAAGGGUCAGAAAGUCUGAGACACAGACAGGAUGAGGUGAGGGGUACAGGGGGAAGGGGAAGGAAGAUGUUCUAAAGUUGUCAGAGGAAAAGCAGUCAGGAAGUGAAAGAGAAAGAAGGGAAGAGAAAAAGUGAGAAGAAUGGAAACAUGGUGGGGAGGGAGAGCUGCGUCGAGAGGGGAGGAUAAGGGGGGAGGAAGAAAACAGGAAGAGAGUUAUAAUGCUGCUGUCGUCUCUGUUUCCUGUGUUCCUUGAGCGGGCGCUUCUGAUUGGUUGGUGAGGGGGUAAGUUUAGAUGGAGGUUGGUCCUUUUGAUAGAGACAGUGUGAAUCAAAGGAUCCGGCUUUGAUAAGGAUGGAUUGGAGGAAAGAUGGAGACUGUGUGGAGCGGCACGUAGAACGUCGUCUACGACAGGAACCUCCAUCCUCCUCAGAGUCAACAGUUUACAACCUCACUGUGACAAACAUGAUCACCUCUCUUGACUUUUUACAUUCUUCACAAAAGCAGCUCCUCCAGGUUUUGAUGGCUGCAUGUUUUCACAUCUGACAACAGUAAACCACAAUCUUAUUGCGCCUGCUGCACGGCUCACAGCAUUCCCACAGCGCCAAAGAAACCGUCAAGCUGCAGAUGGCAGGAAGCUCCAGACCACUUUAGGAUCUAGCAGUUAAACCUCCUGGGGUGCUGAGCUGCCAGGAGAUCCUGUAAAAGCUCAAGAGGUUAAUAAGCUGUACUGGAGUUUAGUUUUAAUUCAAUCAAAUAGUUUUAAAAUGGGACUUUUUUAACCCUCUUGUUCCCACACUGCUGUUGAAGUGAAAACUCCUCUUGACCCCCUGACAUAAUUCUGUCUUUAAAAAUAAGACUUGUCAUUCAUCUAGUUACUUCAGAUGUUGUGUAAUGUGUUCUGUAUAUAAAUGGUGAUUGUGAAACAUUCAGCCACCACUUUCCACUUCACUUUUUUAGUGCCAUCAGGCAGUGUUUUCCAACCCUUUUUUAGAUGUUUCCCCACAGGAGUGUCACAGUAUGUCUGCUCAAAGUAGUAGUAUGCGCCAAAAUGUAAUUUCACUACACUUUAUAUUUCAUACUUGAUUAAACAAGUAAUUUAACCAACAAAGUAACCAACAAAAACAACCUUUGUAGGUCUUCACUGUGUUAGAAACUUUUUUGACUUCUGUCCUGUCCCAGUAGGGCUGCACAAUUAAUCAAUUUUAUAUUGUAAUCGGAUUACUCGAUUAUGACUAUGUUAAAAAAAAUUAAAAUCAUCAAAUCGAUUUUCCUCCCUAUCAUGUCUCACGCCUCCAGGCCACCGUAGGCUUCCCCUUCCUGUGCUUCCCAGUUCCCCAGUGUAAACAAACAUGGCGUUUGCAAAAGAAGGCGAGAGCAAGUCAGUCGUGUGGAAUUGGUACGGCUUUGCAUUUUUGGAUGAAGAGUAAACCACUCCCCACUGCAAAGUCUGUCUGAAGGUAGUAUCUACCUGUCCACACGGGAACGAAGUACUUUUGAAAACGGGUCAGAAAGUGCAUCAAUCCGUAAACGACUGCCAUCUUAUCUCUGUGUAUACUUAUCUGCAUCUCUCUCGAAACGAUUCUGUGACACACAGCAUAACUAUUUUACAGUCGCCGCGUGUGUUUGGCCAAAACAACCUUUAUAUGCAUCCUCUGUACUCUUCUUCUGUCUUUUGUGCGUUUCCUGGGCAGCGUUACAGCGCUACUCACUGGCUUGGCAUAUGCACUACAUUGCUUUCAGUGGUUUCGUUUUGAGAGAUGAUAAGAAAAACGUACUAUUUUCAAAGUCAAGUUUGGUGAAGUUGUCACUAAAUGAAAAAUUGAAAUAGAAAAAUUGAGUUUUCAGAGAAAAAAAACUGGGAUUUUAUUUGUGGCCAAAGUUGUGCGGCCCACUGUCCCAGUCACUAAAUUUGUGAGAUUCUUCUUGAAAAUAGCCACUAAAUCUGUGAAUUUUAUCGUGUGAUUAAUCAUGGGACAGGAGAAGAUUUCUCGGUAAAAUGUUGCAGUAACAUUUUCAUUGGCAAGUGCAUUGUGGUUUAAGUAUUGACCAAUGAAAUGACAGGGCUGAUAAAACUGCAAACAGUAAGUGGUGAUGGGCAAUCGGAGGUGGUUAUAAAAAUGAUCAAAUGAAUGACAGCUGAUAAGAAUAGCCAAAGAGUGGUAUUGUAGUGCUAUUGGACAGAUGACCUUAACAUUAAGAUAUCUUUUUUCCAUUCUGUCAGGUAGGGCUGUAAAAGUAUCUCCAAUAACAUGUCCUGUAAGGACAGAAUAUCUUAAAAACAGGAUGCCUGUUGCCUGUGCAAACCAGGGGUAUUUUUAGAAUAUGUGGACCCACAGUUAUACAAACAUACAGUAUAUAUAUGUCUAUGCCAUGAAGAAGUCUCACUAAUAUGAAGACUACAUGCUCAGUAAAUACUCUGUAAGGGCAGUUACAGUGUGUAUUGUUUUAAAUAGAAACAGGUUGCAAUUCGAAACUCAGUCUUUUUCCAUAUAAAUGGUGAAUUAUGGACAUUGGAGGACAGCCAAUCACAGCAGGAUAUUAUGGCUGGGUGAGCGCAGAAUGGUAUGGGAAAUAAAGAGUUGGCCCAUCAUGCAAAAUAUAGUCCAGAGCUCCAAUAAUUUAUGCUGCUAUCUCUGCUCAUGUACUCAUAAACUCUUUGACUCUGAGACUUUUUUUUAUCAUACAGCAAAGAAAGUUGCCCCUAGAGAAGAGGAAUCACUUUUUUAGCAUUUGUUAAUUGCUUUCAUUACCUGGAAAUAAUGUACAGUUCUUUGCUUUACCCUCCUCUUACCCUGUAUCCUCCUUCUGUUUCAGGUUGGUGAUAAGGUGAUGGUGCUGAACCGCUUCGGUCUGUGGCAGGAGGUGGCCGUGGUGCCUGCUAGCCACACCUUCCUCAUCCCCGAGGGCAUGAGCUUUGAGGAGGCCGCAGCCCUCCCUGUGAACUACAUCACUGCCUACAUGAUGCUGUUUGACUUUGGCAACCUGAGGCCAAACCAGAGCGUCCUCGUCCACGCUGCUGCAGGUAAAAAAAAAUAAAUAAAAAAGAAGAGUGACAGAUAGACAGCAUUGCAUUAAAUCUUUGAUCUAUUGUCAUUCAGGAUGUGGCAUGGAUGAAACAUCCUCCAGUAAGGAGAACUCACUGCAAUCAUGAAUGAAUUUAUAAUAAGAUGAUUAAUUAUUCAUUCACAAACUACAACACUCUUUGUUUAACCCACAGAAUUAAAGGGGGAUGACAUGGUGGUUUCCUCAAAGUAAAGCAAAAAAGAAUUAAAGGAGCCACUUACUGCAGCCUCCCCCAUGUUACCAAAUGGGACAUGAGUCAAACUACAAAAAUCAAUAUACUCAUCAAUAUGUUUUACACAAGCAUGGUUUCUGCCUUUACAGUUUUGUUUUAUCAUGUUGAUUUAUUUCCAAGUAAAUUAGUUUCAUUUGAUUAUUUAAUCCCUAAGAAGUCGUGGCUUUUAAGUAAAAAAGCACGACCCAAAGCUUCAAUUAAGUUUCAUGUUACUGUUCAGCAGCAGAAAAGCACAUUCACUCUGUUUCAUUUCAGUGCCAAACCCUGUUUGAAGCCCAAAUAAAGUCAAUAUAAUACACCCAGCCUUUCAUGCAGAUGUAGAUUUACAAGUCUUAGUAGAAGCGCCACAGAGAUGCACAGCUCAUUUUUCUUCUUUAAGAGAAACGCCCUUGAAUGUUUAUAGCGGAUAAGCUCCUCCUGUUGAAGCUUUAUUUUUCUAUAUGAAUUAUGACUGCAGAAGGUCCCAGAGUUCAUUAGUAUGAGGAAUGGCUUUGUGAUUCUCACCCGCCAAGGCUACAGUUCGACUGGAGCACCUGCCACCUGCAUUCAGGGGUCAGAGGUUAGCAUGAGUGGGUGGGAGAAAGAUAUGGAUGUGGGGAGAAAAAGCACCUGUUUUGGGGUGGGAUGCAUUUGAUUUUUGCUGUGUUUUCACAAUCAGGCCAGCUGGAUGGAACGGGGGGUGCAUUAGCCAAAAGAAAUUGCUCUCCCGCCUGUUUCUCUUUCACUAUCUGUCGGUUGUGCAGCUUUCACGUCUCUGCUUAUUCCCACUCUUUCUGUGCCGAGGGAGCUGGAUUGGGAUCCCUCUGCAUUUGGGACAGAGUGUGGGUGUGAGUGAAGCAAGCACAUAAUGGAACCUGAGCCUGUUUUUUCUUUGGGAGAAAAAAUGACAAAGAGCUUUUAGUCCAGGUGGAUAAUUCCCUAAGCUAGGAAACAAUACAAUAUUAAAAGGAUAAUUUGUAAGAAAAGCAUUAAAAUGUGCAGUUUCCCCAGAGAAAGAGGCAGUGAACACUCUCAUAGUUGUGGGAUUGGUGGUCUACAGAGGAAUCCAAAAUACUUUUGUUCCUUAUAUCACCCUGCUGAUGUCACAUGUGUUUUUUUUCUGUGCGUAGUAUGUGCACUAGAGGAGGAAUUCAAGGAAGUGUGGGGUAAGAGAUACUUUCCCUGCUGGUUUGGUCAAGGCGGCGUCUCUGGUUUCUGGCGGCGGAAUGCCAGUGUUGGCUCACCGGCUGUCCGGACAUCAGGAUAGCAAAAGCACAUUACUGAGGCUAUGACAAAAACAUUUGCUCACCCGUCUGCUUCACUGAACUCAGUCCUUCUCUGCGUGUGCAAGUCAUUAUCUAUCGCUGACCCUUAGUGAGAGAUUUUAACAUGAGCAUGUUAGCAUGAUGGUUGUAUCUGUUGUGGAAAAGGUGUUAGCAGUGUGAGAGAUUGUCACAUGCUUCUCUUAACAGUGUUUCAGUGGGUCAUGGGCUGUAUGGCAAGCGUAGUGUGUGUGUGUGUGUGUGUGUGUGUGUGUGUGUGUGUGUGUGUGUGUGUGUGUGUGUGUGUGUGUGUGUGUGUGGGUGAGUCUGGUUAGCAAGAUGAAAAAUUUGUGCUAGGCCAGAAAGUGAGAUAGAGAGCAGAUGAAGCGAAACCAAGAAUGCGUGUCUGAAGUUUGAUAUUUUCUAAUAACAUGAAAGACAUUUUAAGCUUUUUAAAUGUAUUAUUGUUUGGAAACAUGGGCUUUAAUGGGGCUUCAUUGAAUUUUGUAGCCGGCCUCUAGUGGCCACCAGACAAACUGCAGUGCCUGUUUUUUUUUACAACUUUUCGGCACCUUUUCAUAGUAUCUUUACAUCUUCGAAAUCAAAUAACUACAUGAACAAUUAACAAUUAAACAGGAUUUAACAAAUAUGACUGGCAGUUGAAAUUUGAAGCAACCUUUGUGGUCCCUAAAUUUUCCCCCAUGAAUGUCUUCGGCUUGAAAAAGUCAAACACUAAGACUUUUAUUUCAAAAAGUAACUCAUCUUGAACAUCUUAUCCUGGUUUAAUCCUUUAAUUUUAGGGUUUUCUACCCUUGAUAUCAUCAAAACGACCUCUGCCCUCUAGUUAUGUGUCCUUGAUUAUGUAACAGUUCACUGCAAUGCUUAACAUUAAAAAGGAUUUUCACCACACAUACUUUAAUUAAAAUUCCUUUAUGGACCCAAUUUCUUCAAGAAUUAAGCCAAAGUCUGUUUCCAGUUAACAUCAGGAUACAGAGCUGGUAUUGUGUUCAGAUUGUGAAACAGCAAUUAAAAAGUUCUGUGUUUGACCCUGCCUUCAGCUUCAAUGGACAUUUAAGAUAAUCACACGCAGUAGUUCUGUGUGGACACGCUGUUUCAUGUGACUUUAAGACUGACGAUUGCACAGACAGUCAUAUAUCCCUGCAGACAGCAGGGAUGUUGUGCUCUAGACAUGCCUACACAACUCUGCAUUCCUGCUGGAUCAGUUUAUGUUGUGUGAAGAUAAAAUAGUAAGCUUUUUAUCUCAGGAGUAGGAGUAUCCGUGGUGCAGACGACAGACAGUAUUUGUUUUUUCACCCUCGGUCACAGUUUGGUAAUCAUGAUUCAAACCAGCGUAAUUUUAAUCGAAGGCCAUAUGAGAUCAGCAGCUGUGUAGCAGAAACAGACUCAGUAUUUUAGGAGCCAUGAUAUGUAUCAUUAAUCUUUUCAUCAAAGCAUCUUUUAUAGUGAAUGCUUCAGGGCUUCGUCAUCAUUUCAUCUGUGUCACGGUUGGCCUGUUUAUUCCCCAAUAAAGAUUUAAUCAACUAAUGUGAUCAAAUUAGGAAAAACAUCCUCUUACCUUCAAUUAUUUUGAGAUGACUUUUCCCCAAAGCUCCUGAUAUAUGAGCUAAACAGAUCAUUCAUCUCAAAAGUAUAUAAUUGAAUGAUAUUCAUCUAAUAUUGUUAUCCCAGCAGGUGCUAGAUUGGUUAUGACCCUGUAAUUAGUAUCAAAACUGGUCCUUAAUUUACAAAUAAAAUAGCUGUGCACACAGGAAAGCUGACAGGACAGUAUACAUAAGGGAAAGGAGGAGGGAUUUUACUGGAAUAACAUGAACUGUGACUAUAUGACUCAGUCUUUUCCAUAUCAGGGGAAGUUUUCAGACGUCAUGAUGGUUUCAAGAGAUGGUCUUUUUCAGAAGUGAACUUUUUUUAUAUUAAAACCAAGUGUUUGAUUUUUACACACUGACGCUAGCUGAGCAAAUAGAGAAGACAGGUGGAGGGAAAAGGCAAAUAUUACCCAUAACCUGCUGUUUUGUAGUCAUUAAUACAGCUUUACUACUGCCAAACAGAUUUGUGACAACUUUUUUUGCAUAAUCGUCAUGUGAAUUCUUGCUACAGUGGAAAUGCAGACUACAAUGGGCCAGAGGUAUCAUUUAGUUCCUGGAAACAAAAGUUCUUAGUAUUUGUAGUCAAAAUGUGCCUACAGCAUUUCUUAGAAUGGAGACUGAUAAUAAACUAGCCUGGAUUAAACCAGGAAAUGUCUGCAUCCGACAGAGAUUCAUGGACGUUACCAAUCCUGACCAAAGACAGACUACAGGUAGAAAUGAAACUCUGAUUGAUAAAUUUACCUGUCUUAAAUAUUACUAAUGUUAGCUGAGGCAUGUUAGCCGUGUGUGUGUGUAGUAACCUGUUGAUCUGUGUAAAAGGGCCUGUACAGAGCCACCACGAUGGAUGAUAUCACAUGACUCAUCAAGAGCUCUCAUUAAAGAGCAUCAUUUCCCUCUGAGGAGGGUGACUAGAGCGUGGCUGACCGGUACUGAGCUUUGGUCAUGCUUUUGUGUGUGUGUGUGUGUGUGUGUGUGUGUGUGUGUGUGUGUGUGUGUGUGUGUGUGUGUGUGUGUGUGUGUGUGUGUGUGUGUGUGUGUGUGUGUGUGUGUGUGAGAAAGUGAAUAGUCCUCAGUCUCUCGCGGCUCUGCUCCUGUCCUCUCUCUCCAAACAAUAGCUUGUUGUAUUUCCUCCCAUCGUGCCUCCCUUUCCCUGCUGCGCCACACAUCUGUAUCCUCCGUUCUCCUCAUCCUCCUCAUCCUCCUCACCCCCCGUCCUCUGGCCUACAUGACCUCCACUCCUUCUGCUCUCUCUUUGUGACCUUGAAACAUUACUCUUUUGCUCUUCAUCAUCUGUUGGGAACAUGCACACGCUCCACCGUUUGUUUUCCCCCGAGGACUUGGGUGGGGGGAGUUUGGUGACAUUUGGAUGUAUCUCGUGGGUCUUCCUCUGUGCUCCGGCCAACAUCCUUUCCCCUGACCUCUCCCUGAACUGGUCUGAAUGUUUAUGAACCCAGGCCAGCACCCCCCCUCACCACCACACCCACACUACACAUUCCUGCAUACAUAAGGGGUUCUUCUGCUUCCAAUGAUGACGUCCACCUAGAUUGUAUUUAUGAGUUUUCCUGUGACUGCAGGACGACGCCAAGUUUCAUGCAUUGUGUUACAGAUGUGGAAUGCACAAUAUCAAUUAGGUGGAGUUAUGGGAGGCUUUUGUCAUCAAUUCAUCUUAAAUUCCUGCUCAUGAACGGUGUGUGUGUGUGUGUGUGUGUGUGUGUGUGUGUGUGUGUGUGUGUGUGUGUGUGUGUGUGUGUGUGUGUGUGUGUGUGUGUGUGUGUGUGUGUGUGUGUGUGUGUGUGUGUCAGGACUGUCUGACAUUUUGGCACCAACACUGCCAGAGCUUGUGGUUUAAUUACAACCUGUAGGAAAUCAUUCUCCCUAAUGGAAAUAUGAGGUGCUAUGGACAGCUAAAUAGCAUAUGUUAUCAAUCACUUCUUCUCAUAAUGCUCUUCAUAUAUACUCAGCUCUGUUUAAUCACUAUGAUGUUAAAUCUUUUAAUUUCACGAUAACUAACUGCAGUGUUUCACCCACUUUUAAAGUUUUUAAAGUGGUCUGACCUGUUGCCUCAUAGCAACACAAUCCCUGCUUCAAAACCCAGCUGGAGGAAGAACUUCCUUUUUCAGGCAGAAAACUCAAGCAGAACCAGACUCAUGUUAGACAGUCAUCUGUUGAGACUGAGCUGUGUUGGAGGUAGAAAAAACAGAGAGAUGGACAGAGGAGAGACUGAUGGCCAUAGUUGAAGCAGCCGUAAAGCAGGCAGGUCCACACCAGCAAAAAGUCUGCAGCAGCGAUCCAGAUCAACCUACAGGAUGAUGGAGCUCAGGGACACCCAGAAAAGACGCCAGUUGGACAUGAUCAAAGGUUCAUGAUACAGAGAAGGAAGAAGAUGUGCUUAAAUAACCGUAACCACCACUCAUUAACAUAAUCUACCAUUCCAGUAACACUGAUUGCUUACCAGCUGAGUUUAAUCCGUAGAAUAGUUACAUCUGCAAAUGAUUUUUAUACAAAUAUUCAUCAGGCAUUUAUUUUCUUUCCUGAUUUAUUUACUUCUUUGUUGCCAGCAGGGCCAUAGUGAUUACAUUCACUUCUUAAUUAGCAUGUCAGCUAUCGAAGACGAAUGAUAUUUACUGGAUUGUUUCAUUGAUGAACACAAAAAUGCAAUAAACAGGUCACUCAGAAAGGAAAAACUAUUAGACACUAGUCCUGUGUGUGGCCGGUUAAUCCCUGUGAGGUGUCCUCUCUCAUAUAGGUGGAUUCUUCAUAGAACAACACAUUUCCAACGAAAAAGUUAAAGUUAGUGAUGAUAUGGCAGCUGAAAACUCUGUAGGUACCUCCACAUACAAAAGUAAAGUUGAUCAAAAGUAAAGUCAACAGUAUGGAUGGAGGUAGAAAUUAUUACGUCUUAAAAGAGCUUGUAUUAAGCUGCUAUCCCAUUUAGCCUGAAAAUUAUCUUGUCUUUGAUUUUAGAGAUACUGUAAGGACAUCCUGUCAGUCUUGGUGUCCCCUGUUGUUUUUGGUUCUUCUACAUUUGUAAAUAUAUCUUAGAUGUAAAAUAACAUCCUGCUCUCUUUCUUUCUCUGUUAGUCAUGAAUAGGGUUAAAUAUUUAUUCCAGUGCGUUUCAUAAUCGGUUAAAGGUCCAGAGGAGCUUAACUUCCCUUUUAGAAAACAGACUUUUUUUCAGUCUUAUUUGUUUUGGAUGACUGCUUCAAGAAGCUAGUGAGAGGAAGACUGAGUCAACGCUGUGACAAACACAGAUGCUUUUUAGUGGGGUUUUGAGUGACUAUUUUAAGGUUUUUCUCACCUAAUCCAACUUGUCACUGUUUUUCUUUGCCAACUCUCUUUAGCCUCUCUUAAGCUCUGAUCUUAAUGUGAAAGCAUAAUUGAUAAUGAAUAGAAACUGCUCAGCUUCCUUAAAAGUUUCUGGUAGCCAAAUCAUAUGUUACUCUGCCCUCUGAAGUUUUAUAAUUAUCUUACUUAUUCAUAAUUCUGUCACAAUGUUGUUUAAAUAAAAGUUUCAUUUUCAACCAUUCAGUGGAAAAAUAUCCCCCAAAGACACAAAGACUGAUCAAUAGUUUUAGCUUUAAUCCACUUUCUUCUCUGGUCAUCACAAAGAAGAUAAUGUUCUGUAAUGUUGUGUUUUAAUCCUGUCCCAGUCAAGAGUCAAAACAGACUUUUUGACUCUUGACUAACCUUUUAACCCUUUUCUGAAUCAGAAUCAAAAUGCCCUUUAUUGUCAUCAUACUGGAAGUACAAUGAGAUUGGAGAGCUUCUCCAUUUCCAGUGCAAUAGAUUAGUAAAAAAAGAAAACUGAGACAGAAUUAAAAGUACAAAAUAGAAAAGAAAAAAAGAAUAAGUGCAAAUUUUAUACAAGAUAAUAUUCUUAAGUGCAGUGCAAACAGUGCAGUGAAAACUAUAUACAAGAAUAAGAAAGGAAGAUAAAUAUUAAGAAUUAUAUACAUAUAUAUGUUUAUACAUAUUAUUGAGGAAGUAUUCAACACAGCAGCAGUGGCAGUGUGCACUUUUAGUCACCUGUUUUAGUGAUCUGUUCUGUUGACCAAAGAAGCAGAUAUUUUCUUACACUGCUGGAUUCUCUUUUUUUGACUGAACUAUUCAAAAAGAAUAAUUUUCCUUUUCAGCUUUGAAGGUGAUCUUUCACCACAGACCAGGAUUUCUACUUUGCGGCCAAAACUACUCUGUAACUCUAUCAGCUGUGCCAGUAAAGAAAGGAUCAUCUCUGGCUCCUAACAUCCUAAAUGAAGUACAGAACUGCUCUACAUGCAUAAUGUUCUCUGCAAAAAUCCUGAAUUUUAUACAUAGUUUUGGUCUGACCUUUAGAGAUAAUAUCCCAUUGCAAUUCCUUUAAACCACAUCAUCUUAUAAGUCCAUCUUUAGCAUCUUAUUUCAUGAUAUUAAGAGCAAAAAAAGAGGUAAUCUCAGUUUCUCAAAAGGAGAUACUGCAUUGUAGGUAACAUAACAACAGAGUUUAAUCAUGAUGGGACCAAUAUACAAGAUUUUGGUGUCCUUUUCUGUGUGAAUGCAUAAAGUAAACUUAGUAAGGAGCUGGAUCUCUUGCGUUUUGGUUGAUCUCUUUAUUCUGGAUUGGAUUUCCUGUCAGUUGUGGAUGGGAUUAAUAUUUGUGCAGCUUUGUUUGCUGCCAGAAAUAUUUGACCUGUACAGAGGACAUAGAUUUUAAUUUGUCUUAUUUCUCCCAGGACUACCUCUUAGGUUAUUGCUGCCAUUCAUUUUUCACCAGCUAACAAAGCCUCUCCUAUGAUGUGUAUUAUAUCUCUCACUUUUAUCACCCAAUUGUUCCUGGGAGCCAUGAUCAAAUGGGUUUCUCUCGUCUCCUCCUACCCACUCUGUGUUCUCAGGAGGUCUUACCCUACUUUAGAGAAUGCUAAUUCAGUCUGACCACUGAGCAGGAGUCUGGGCUGCGUGGUUGAACCGUCUCUGUGUUCCCCAGGCCUGGCAUCGCCGGCGGCAGAUCAGCUGCACUGAUAGGAGAGGGAAACCAGGGCAACCUCCACUCUGACCCGCCAAUCACAUUACUCUCUGGUGCAGCCGUUGACAAAUGACCCCGGCCACCCCACCCCCGCUCUAACCACCGUACACAGUUGCAGGUGUAUGCGAAACACCUGUUUGUUGUGUGCAUGUGUGAACCUCCAGAAGUUGUGCAUAGGUGUGCACCGGCGCCAGUGUGCACUACAUUGCUGCAUGCUUCAUGUAUUUGUAGGUGUUGUGUUUGUGGCGGUUUGCAGUGUGAAAAUUCUGCCUCAGGAAAUCACAGGGACCACCUUCACGCUCAGGCAGAGGAUGUUUUUUUAAUCCACUCACCCACUAACUAAAAAUGGGCUUCCUUUAUUUUGCACAAAGAGAAAUGCGCCAUUAGUGAAAGCACACUAAAGUGCUCUUCAAGCUCUCUGUGUUCACACACACACACAGUCAUCCUAGAAAAACACAAAGGUUACAUAAUCCAGUGUAAUACCUCAAGAGUACAGGCUCGAAAACUGGCAACCGCAGCUCCUAUCCCCGAAACAGGACUCCGACCUAAACUCUGCUGUGGGGCUGCUGCAAUAAAAAGUGAAUUUACUCGGUUUGAUUUGGGUUUGUUGGUGUUGUAACGUAGCCACGUAAGUUCGGGUGAAAAAGACACGCUAGGAUCUGCAUUUGUGUUUCAUUCUUUGUCAGCCACUGAGGCCACGGGCUAAUGAUAGGUUCAGGAAGUCCUUGAGGAAAUGUGGAAAUAAAGUCAGGAGAAAUCACAUGAGAAAUAACGUGGCUCAAAGGCAACAGACCAGUCAUCUCUGUGGGGUUACUGUCACAGCAUGGCCACCAUAAUGUAAUUGUAAACUCGUACCAUUGACAAAAUAAGAUUUUACUUUUGAAUUUAGAUUAAAACCACACAUGAGAGCAGUGCCUGAGAGUAAGUUUGAAGACGUGCUUAUCAGGCAUCUUAAUUUCGACAUAUAAAUGAUCUCCAUGUCCUCGCUGACCCCUGCUGUUGAACUCUGGGUGUGGAGCAAUAACAGCGGCCUCAGUGUCAGCCUGGAAUCCGCUGUGUUUUGGGGAAAAUUCCUCUUCGCUCCUCACAGUCAUGAUAUGGAAGCCAAGUCCAAUUUGUGCCAAAAUGCAAGUAAAGAAGGGCUGAAGGGAAGACAAAACCCCACUGUGUAUCCUGUUGCUGCAGAGAGAAAAACAAGACGGGAAGGUGGAGGAUUUUUAAACAUUUCCUAAUUUUUAAGAGUCAGCCGUGAACAAGAAAAUAAAUGUUAUUAGCAGCAAGAAUUUGUCUGAGCUGCUUCCUCAUCCCUAAGCAAUGAAUUUAAGUGUUUGUGGAUGGUUCCUAAAUCGACACCUAAACACCCACCUAAAGAGAAAUGAUUCUGGUCCACAGAAGCAGCUCUAGAUGGAGAAACUUUACAUCAAGGAGUCAAGGAAAGGAAACAAGGAGGACUGAAGUAGGAGGUUAACCAAAGGUUAAUAUCUUAAUCUGUGCAUAUUUGUGAAGAUUAACCGAUACCAGCGCCAUUCAGGACUGUUCAAGACUGCAGCCAGCUCCUCUCUGCUUUAUGAUCUGUCUCUGGAUGUAUAGAUGUGUGUGUAUGAGUGUGUGUAUGUGUGUAGGUGUGUGUGAGCGAGCGAGGUUCUUGGCACAGAUCAGCAGUCUUGUGAUGAGAGAUCAGGAGUUUGUUCUUAGAGGAAUUCAGAAACAGGUACGAUCUCCCUCACUCGGAGCCAAAUUUAUUUGACAGGAAAGAUAUUUGUACGCACACACACAAACUGAAAGUCCAGUUUUAAAGUAGAUUUUAACGAUCUUACACAAAAAAAGAUUAAUUAUUCAAGAUUUUAAAUACCCACUCUGAUGAAAUAUUUUUCUUGUUGUCUACAUGUUCAUAUGGCACUUUUCUGAUGCUACAGGACAUAUCAUGAGACAAAUAAGUGUGAAUAUAGAAAGAUUUCCUAUGUCACAAUUCCAAGCUCCGCCCCCAGGCCAGACUUGGAGAAACAGAGUAUGCGUUAGCAGACUGCAAUGCUCCUAAGAAAGCUAAUAAUAAUAUUGGCUUCCAUCAUGGCCCUAAAGACAUUAGUGUCUGAGAGCUGAAUAGCUCCUAUGUUACCUCCCACUUCUACUACACCGGCAAUGUUAGGCUUCAAACUAGCGUGAAGAGGAGAGUGCAGAGCAGCGCUGUCUCCGUCCACGACUCAGAAGCAAAUUGCUAAUGAGCGACUGGAGCUCUGCAGAAGAAAAGUCCUUAAAAAACACAUGUAACACGAUUUUGACUAAAAACUGCAUGAUCACAAUUCAAAAACCACUGAUAUCAAUUUAAGAAGUUAAAAAAAAUAAAAUAAAGUAACGAUCAUAGUGGGACUCUGUCAUUCAAAGACCACUGAUAUCACUUUAAGAAGUUAAAAAAUAAAUAAAUAAAUAAAUAAAUAACGAUCAUAGUGGGACUCUGUCAUUUUUUUAGUAAGGUUUUCUUUUUCCUCAAGAGAAGCAGGAGAGGAGUCUGUGUUUUUAUGACAGCAGCAUGAGUUAAAUAUUAAUGUGUGAGCGUCUGGCUGUAAGCACAUGGGGUUAAUGGAUGCAUCAUCCUCUUAAACACUUUUUCACACCUGUGUGUGAGGGUUGCUACUACGAGGCAGAGCCUUUCAGUGAAAGCAGCUUUUAACCUCCACUCAGACAAUGCAUAUCCAAUAUUUACUCACCUUUAUUUUAUCUUCAACUCAACCAGAUGCUCCAUAGAUGGACAAGAGUACCGGUGCAGAAGAGAAAAGAUGCAGCUCUGCAGUUACAAUUCACCUAAAUCAACCCCGACAAAUAAAAAAACGGACACAUCCUCACUGAGAGGAAGCUCUGACCCAGUCUGACAAACUUAAAGCAGUGACAGCAUGAAACUGUCCUCAGUGUGAAUCUUUUUAUGCCCAAAGGAAGAGCAGUCAAUGAAACAAAAUGGCUCCCUUUGCUCAGUCAUUGCCGGCAAUUUGGCCUAGGUUUCCUUGGCAACACAAACUUGGUUUCUCACUGAGGACAAGGAGAGAUGGAGCUGUUAUAACGCAUCCGCAACAAUGCUCACAUCCAGCAGCAACAUGCAGCCUUGAUUUUGUUGUUUUCCUCAUCAGCUCUCCCCUCGGAGCUGGCAGGAGGGAUUGUUGUAAUGCAGAGCGGUUUCUUCAUCUCACAUAGACAUGAGUUAGCUGAGAAAGACAGAAUCAUAAUUAGGCAGAAAAAGUCAUAAAAUCUCCUUUCUUUUUUCACAUGCUGAGCAAUUCCUGUUCAGAUAUUAAACCAAAGUCUAUUUGGUACUUUUUUAUCAGUAUCAGAAGAUGUAUUUUGUGAUAGUUCUGGACCAGAGAUGAGCCUCCUGGGAGUUACAGGGGAAAUUGUAGUUUUUUUAUGGAUCAGUGACGCAGGAAGAAAAAACCCAUGCUGAAAUAAAAGGACCAGAAGACAUGAAGGUGUGUUCAUGCAGAAGAUAAGGCAAUGAAGAGGUGAAUUUAUUGAAAAAACUGGACUGGUCCUGUCAUCUGUGUCCAGAAAAUUACUAUGACUAUAGAAUAAACACAAAACAGUUGAAGACAAACAUCUGGAUCCACCUUUGACAAAUGCAGCUCAACAAAUCAGCCUCCCUUAAAAGCAGAUAUUUAGGAGAUUUAUGAGGGGAUGUUUGGGUAUGUUGGAUUUUUGUGUAUGGUCUUUGUCUUUUUAAAAGAAUGUGGUAAAUAUUUUACUGAUCUGACAUGAUUUACUCAGACAUUUCCAGAGUUUAAAUGUGAUUCUUGCUCCUGGAGUCCACAGUGCUUGUUGCACCUUCCUUUCUUCUUUAUUCUCUUUGUGGUUAGGUAUAAAGUUGAAUUCAUACAUCUUUAUCAUACAUCCUGUACAGUCGCUGCAGUAUGUAGUAGUGAUGUAAACGCAGGUGUUUCUUUGUCCUCUAGUAUCAGAUCAGACUUGCUCUUUAUUUGGUCAGACUCAGAUGACCUUUAUGGAAACCUUUCACUUCAAGUCCUCCAGUCAGCCUCCAUUUCAAACAAACCUCAGCUUAUCAGUAACCUAUUACUUCUUGCUCCAGCUGCCUGCACAAACAUUGGCUGAGGCAUUUGCCACAACUAUGUACACACUUUCAAAUACACUGAACACAAACACAGAUAUGUGAAACAUCCACGGAAGCACACGGCCUCACAGUACCUUGUUUUUUUGGACUAUGUAGCGAAUUUUGUUUUCAGCUGGCGCCGUCAUAAGGAGUCGUGUUUAUGUCACUGACAACAGAGUGUCUCCUUUUCCAACAAAACAGAUCCCUCAGCUACAUUUUUGUCCUCAGGAAUUUGGGCUGAUUUUUUUAAUAAGGGAUCCAAAAAAUUAGGUUUGUCAUUUGAGCUGCAGUGUCCACUUUCUCCGAAAUUGGAUUUGUGUGUCUGUGGAUUCAUGUGUGGGCAUCUAUUCUCCCAAGGCCAAUCUAGGUAAUGUGAUUGUGUUUAAUUCGCUCUUCACGUACCCUGGAGCCAAACAGAUGUUAUUUACCAGCUUGUUUGGGAUAAUAAAUAAUGCAAAUCACAUUUACCUGCCUCUGAAAAUACCUGUGGUGGAAUGGUCAAAUUUUCUAUAUCUCCAGUGACUGUUUUGUUCAGCCAAGUUUCACCAUGUUGCCUGAAUUUCUGUUGUAGAGACACACUCAAAAAGCCGUCUAUCAUAACAAUAAUAACUUGUGUUGCUUUCCUGCAGGUGGGGUUGGCAUUGCAGCCACUCAGCUUUGCAAGACAGUGAAGGACGUAACUGUGUUUGGCACAGCAUCGGCCAGCAAGCACGAGACCAUCAGCCAGGGUGGGGUCACGCAUCCAAUUGACUAUCGUACCAAGGACUAUGUGGAGGAAGUCCGCAAGAUCAGUCCCAAAGGUGAGAGAGUCGCCCAUCUGCACCUGAAAAAGAGCAGGAUAACUAGAGUUCACACUUCAACUGUCCAUCGUUGUUCAUUAUAGAGCUCACCGCAUUCAACCUGCAACUAUUUCCCUUUGAGAAAAGCGUCUCCAGUGCUGUCUCCAUUAGGGGUGGGAAUCAACAGUGGCCCUACAAUACAAUAUUAUCACCAUACUUGGGCCACUACACAAUAUUAUUGCGAUUUUAAACAUUUUGCAAUACCGUGAGUAUUGCAAUACAAUAUAUUGUGAUUUAUGAAAAAUGUUCAACUGUUUAGCUAAUUUAGCAUUUGUCUUUCCUUUAUAUUUGUCUUAUUUACACAAUAUUUUAUUUUCAUGUAGCACAUCUUAAAAACCUUAUAUAUAUUUGUUGCAAAAACUUUUUUCUGCUCUAUGAUGUCACCUUUGCCAACCUCACUGGACAAACAGUUGAUUUUCUUUUUCCAUUACCAUAGAUUUGACUUUAUAUUAACAAUUAAUCUGAAAAAUCGAUACUUGGUAAACGAGACAAUACGAUAUACCACGAUAUACUAUGCUGUAUGGAUUUUUUCUCCCACCCCUAGUCUCCAUGUCGUGCUGCUGUAUUUAGGCCUGCUGUUGUACGAAUAAAGACAUUUGAUAAUUGGUUUCGAUUCAAUUUCUUGUAAAAUCAAGAACAUUUUUGGCCACAUUUCCUCAUUUUAAACAUUUACCAACAGAUAUAGAGUUGAUCUGACAGUGUUUCCACAUUUUAAACGAUGAAAAAAAACUUAAAUGCAAAAAAAAAAGUAAACAACUAAAAGUGCUGCUACAACACUGUUGGGAUUACUCUGAUAGACUACAGAUGGACUUUAUAGAUUUUUCCAAAAGCACCGCCUCUAACAAAGUUUGACAUUUGUGUUGCCAAUCAGGAUUGAUGUAUUCAAAGCCUGUGAUAAUGUCAAAUAGUAAAGUUAGAUGGAUGUGGUUGAAUGCUAACAUUAACUAUACCUAAAUCCCACACCCCUCAAUAGGAUGACAGCUUACAUGUUUUUUGGAGCUGUAAUCCUGACUCUGACUCUAGCAGAAAUUGUAAACACGAUAAACAGUCUUCUGGAUGACUGCAGUAUUUGUUGAUCAGUGAUUAAUAAAGUGAGAAGACGUUUCAUACGCUUGUUUUCUUCUCUGAUGACACAGUUCUCAGCAGAGUUGGCUGCCAUGUUUGUCAGACUGACUGACAGUAUGUGGAGAGUCAUUUUUCCCAUCAGGCCAAGCAGUGACUGUUUCAGGCUUUUAAGCAAAAUUAAACAAACUCUUGUUCCUGAUUCUUUUUUCUUAUGCCGUCUGCUGUGUCUCCAGCAGGAUGGAGACAGUUUCGUGAGGCAGACUCAUUUUGUAGUCCCCUCUCCCUCUUGUAGCUGUUCUCAGUGACAUGGAGCGAGACAGACAGACAUUUCAGAGACGGAUAGGACGAGAGCCGGAGCUGACACUUUGGACAGAAUGUAUCUAAUUAGAGGCCUGGAUCAAUGUGAAACCCUGCCCGCUACCUUCCCCUUCUUUGGCUCUCUGUCAAUUCAUCUGUGCUGCGGUCAUGGCAGAAUCCUGCUGUGAGCCUCCUGCAAUCAAUAGAGGCAGAGUUUAGCAGAGCAAGGAGGGGUAGCCCAAUUUGAGGAGUCCCCUCUGGCACAAAGGAACAUCAUUAAGUCUGAGCUUGCAUGGCCAGACAUUAAUAAGCACACAGAGAAAGCUUCAUAGUUAGGUCGCAAUGCACCGCAAUUCGUCCCAAGGUCGGUUUGUUUCUCCCUCCACCCAGGAAAGGAAUGAACAAUGACAGAGACAUUUUAUCCCUCCUUUCUUAUCAGUGACAAGAAUGAGAAAACAAAAAACAAGAAGGCUCUCACCUCUCUCUCCUCCUCUCCUCUCUUGGCAUAUGAGCGGGCUCUUGCUCGUGUAAACAUGGCACAACUUGGCUACACUUGCUACUCCUAGUGAACUCUGGCAUGUGGAGGGGGCUGCUGAGGAGACUUGGCAGGCUGCUCUAACUAAAUCCAGACCUGUGAUAACUGCCCCCUUUCUUCUCUCUCCUGAUUCAGGGAUGGACAUUAUCCUGGACCCUCUGGGGGGAUCAGACACCCAUAAGGCCUACAACCUGCUGAAGCCUAUGGGCAAACUCAUCACCUAUGGUAAGUCAUAAAUAUAAAGAGAGAUGGGUAAAUAUCUUAAUCCGAAGAGACUUGGGUUGUACAGAGAAAAGAUACGCCUGCACAUGCAUGAGCUCUAUUUUAUCCUAACCCUAUAGGUGGCAUUUUUAUAGUAACUUUUAGUAUCUCCUGUUUUUUGGAGAUAGCUGCAACAAUCCAAAACAAAACUGGGACUUAGAUGCAGAGGAAGGCCCAGGACAAAGACUGCAAAUAAGAAAAAACGUUUUUUAAGGUUUGCACGCAGUGAUAGUAAAAGCAGCUGAGGCAAAAACAAGUUAGAGUCUUAAAAUCAGACAAGUAAAAGGCAGGAGAGCAUGAACACGCUGUGGCUGCAAUGAUAGUCUGACAGAAGGUGGGGAAACUCAUAGGAAUACCAUCUAUACAAAAACAUGUACAUCUUCAGUCUUUUGGCAUUGCCUAGAAUUAUGGAGAAUUUUGAAUUAUAUAUAAAUAUGGAUAGUUCCCAUCAUGCCACAGGCUGAGGCUGCUUUCUGGUGGGCUGUGUGACCUCGCAGCCGAGGUCCAUGUCCUCAGUGUUCAGCGUGUCACCCGUGGGAAGGCCUUCAGGCUCACUCUGCUGUGAUGCCAAUCUUGUACCAGCAUGCAUGCAACAGUGGGUGGGACCGGCAUCCAUGAAGAACAGGGCCUUGCCUUUGCAUGCUACACAAAAAAACCCACUACCCAGCAUGAUGCCCCCUACCCUUGCCCAUUCACCCUCUCUCAACCCUUCAAAAUCCCCACCGCCUCCACCAACACCAACCUCGCCCAACCCUCCCGGUCCCUCUGCGCUGCCUGCUCCUCUUCCAGUUUAUCAGAAGUAUGCACGGCUGAACAAUGGGUGUUUUAUCCACACGAAACCUGGAAUGUGUCUGAAUGUAGCAGGCCGGGUCCCUCUCUUCUCUCACAGCGAGCUUUGUGUCCCCUGGUUCCCCCGAGACACACACAGAGACAGGGAGAGCAGCAGGAUGUGUGAAAACAAAAAGAUGGGAGUGGAAGAGGAUGAUAGUGACAGUGGGAAGUGAGAAAAAGGUUUCCAGAGUGAAAGGUGUAGGUUAAAGUGUGACAUCUUUAUAAAAAGAGAAAGGGGAGGAUGAUGUAAACAGUAACUACAGACUCCAAACACCUGACAAUGCUCUUGCUAAUUUGACAAUGUACUAAAAGUAAUCAGGCUGUUUCUUUUAUUCACAAAAUCUCAAAAUGGGAUGAAAACAAAUCCUGAAAUAUGACCCAAGCCCAAAAUGAAGCUUCUAAAUGAUUUUUUUUACAAACCAACCUUCAAAAGUCAAGAUAGAUACCAAGAAAGUUGCAAAUCUAUAAAUGCUCUUUUUAAUAACGUUCAUGAUUUAAGAGGAGAGAAAACUUGAAGAUAAAAGUCUAAAUCGUGAGAAAAUGAAACACCAUGAACCACCUAUUUCAGGUGCAGCUAACAUGCUUGCUGGCCAGAAGAAGAACCUGCUGGCUGUGGCCAAGAACUGGUACCAUCAGUUCUCCAUCCACACCCUCAGCCUGAUUCAGGGGAACAAGUCAGUGUGCGGCUUCCACCUGGGCUACCUGGAUGGAGAGACAGAGCUCAUCAGCCAGGCCAUGAACAUCAUCCUGGAUCUGUACAAGGAGGGAAAAGUCAAGCCCCGCAUUGACUCCACCUGGCAUCUGGAGCAGGUUUGUGUCCCACUGAGGCUUUUCAUGUUUUUGUUUGCAGGUUGUGAGUAGAUUGUAGACUGGGUCUGGCAAUGAAGGCAAUGACUGUUACCUUCAGAGGAGGUUUACUAGGGUGAUCAUACAUCCUCUUUUACCCAGGCAUGUCCUCUUUUGGGGGGGGCUGUCCGGCCUGUUCAUGGUUUUGUAUGGAAGCCCAUUUCCGCCAGUGAAAAAAAAUAAAGAUGAGAUAAAAAGUCUUUUUUUUUUCCAAAAAACCUGGAACCUGUAUUCAUUCAGUAUAAAACAGUGCAGCGCAUCAGUGCUCUCUGCUGCUCUGCCCCUCUGCUCAACUCUACACAAAGCCACUGACGCAACAUACAAAUGCACUGUCUUUGGUAAUUCAGAAUAUGCAUUUGACUGAGUUAGAAGUGCAUAAAAAACACUCAAAUUUUGCUGUGUCCUGUUUUUGAGAAUUCGGAUUAUGGUCACUCUAGGUUUACUGUUCCUCAUAUGAGAGAUUAUGCCCUCUAAGGCACCUAUAAUAUCAGGUUUAAUUGAUGAGGAAACUGCAUCCAUGGAGCACAGCAAAGCUAUCCACUACAGCCACUAAAAGAGAAGUGAUAUGUUAGCUUUCAUGUGAUGGCCCUAACUCUUUGUCUCUUUGAUUUAAAACUCAAAAUAGUCAUUUCCAUCCAAUAAGCUGCUAGCACACUGAAAUCCAGUAAAUACAACCAGACUUAACUACUACUCAGCAGCAUAAAUGAGCUCAUAUUUGAACCACAGUUUUUUUCAUUACUUCUUCAGAUACAUGUUUCUACUAACCUGGUUCUGAAUUUAAAAUCGAGAUCCAUUAAUAUGUGUUAGUGUAAUAUAAAGCCUUUUAUGCUCUUCAGAGUGUUUCAUUGUGACAUUUGCGCAUUUAUUUCUACGCCCUGAGUUCUCAGCCCAGUCACCUAGAUCCAUGUGAAUGUAAGGUGGGUUUGUGUGUGCAUGUGUGAGCUUUGCAGCAGGUCUGUAGGAGCUGGGUGUGGUUCGACGUCCAUCGAGUGAAGUUUGUCCACAAGAAGCUCUGUGUGUCAUCCAGCAUCAGUCACUCAGCCAGACACAGUCAGCUUGUUUCUGACAAAAUGAACACUGCAAACAGAUCUGAAUAGGGAGAGUGUGAGAAACACAGAGAGAAGGAGGGAGUCUGAGGCUGACAUCUUCUGUUGUCAAAGUCAGAGCUGGUCACUGUUUUUUUUUUUUUUUUUUUUGGCCUGAGAGAAACACCCGCUGUCUUUCGCCGCCAUCUGACGCUCUUUCUCUGCCUCUCCAUCUGUCUGCUCUUUCUAUCUCUCUCUUUCUAUGUCUUUAGGUUAUUGACUCUAUCCCUGUCUUUCUCCAUCUUGCCUUUAUUCCCUCCUUCUCCCUCAGCACAGUGUAUCUUUUUUGCUUUUUCUCUCUUGUUGCUAUGGUGACAUCCUUUAGUCGGUGUGUGCGUCUGUCUCAGGGAGGGGCCCUGAUGUAUGAAAAAAGAGACAUGGAUAGAGCGCAGAAAAACAGAGGAAGGUAAAGCUCAGGGUGUGUUAAGUUUCGAGUGUUUAUCUUCGAACACAAAGAAGAAGAAUGAUUUUCAGGGAUUAUCUGCAUAAAUGAUGGAUUAUAGGAAUUGAAAGGCCACGCCCAGACUUCAUUCUUCACAGCAUUAUUCGUCCAUGUUUUGUUUCCAUAAUCAAUACACAUGAUUGGAUGAUAUUGGCAUAAGGAAAUAAGCAUUAUCCUGUCAUCCUGUGGUUUUCCCGUGUAUCAUUAUCUACAUCUCAGCUGAUACCCAAGAUGAUCACGGUCCUGUCUGUGGCCACAAAUAGCACACACUCCAGUCUGAGAUGCCCGGGAGGCAGAGAGGUAGAGAGAGUGAUGGGUAGUAGUGGGUGGACCCAUCACUCUCCCUUUUGGACUUUCAUUCACAUCAGAUAUAAUUCUAAUAAUUCUCAAACUCCCUCCUCCAUGUUGGUUUUUUUGGUAAGCUGUGUUCUACCAGUUGCUUCCCAUUUACCCUCCUCCCGCCUCCACUUCAAACCCCCCCUCCCUCCUUCCUCCCUCCUCCCGCGUGUCGGAGUUGUCAGGGCCACGUUUCAGCCAGGCUUUACGUUGCUAGGAGAUGGCCCUGUUGCCGUGGCAUUGGUCGCUAGGUGGUCUGCCUGCCUCGCACGCAGAGGGAGGACGGAGGAGGGGGGGGGGGGGGGGGGCAGGAGCAGACAGUGGACGGAGAGCAGCGGUCAAGAGGAGGGUGGGGUUGGUGUGGCUGGGCUAGGAGUCUCCUCUUGUCUUCGUGACAAUGGUGAGAGUCUGUGAGAACAAAUCAGUGCAUCUUUCUCUGGAAAACAAAUAUCUCUGUCCUGAAGAAUGAAAUGUUUGAUCAGUGGAGUCACAUUUAAGUGAAGACUUAUCCUUCCUUUGUUGAAGUGAUCCUCUGUAACAAACAUCUUCCAGCAUCCCUGCCAGUUUAACCAGUUAGCAGCUGAGUGCUUUAAAGGUUAGGUUUCCAUUUUUUACAGUCUAUCUUUGAACAACAUUAUAUUUAUAUUCAUUGCAAGAGUUUUUGGUCACUGUCUUUCUAUGACGACUCUGGUACCUCUUAAUUCUUCCCUGAUUUUGUCCUAAACACAUGAUAAACCUGAUCCAACAUUCAAAUGCAGGAGCCAUUUUUCUUUGAGUCAACAACAGUUGAUCACUUCAUCUGACUCCUAAACCCAUGGCAGCAUUUUCAGGCAUUAAAAAUGUCUGUAUGGAAAUAAUCAAUCUUGCUGCUAAUGGUCUUGUUUGCGUUUGUAGGUCAUAAAGAGACACCAGCAUUAGAUUUAAUGUGUUUUAAACAAGCUGAUACUUCUCACUGGAAUGUGAAAAAUAUGUGGAAAGACUAGAUGUACAUUUAUUCUUCUUCAGGCGGUAGAUGUGCUGAGAACUAAAACCCAGUUCCCAGAUCCUCUGAGCUUAGACAGAAAAUUAAACACAAUUUUAGUUGCCUUGCCAAUUUGCAGUAAAGAAAUCAUUUUGAUAUUUUUAUUCAGAAACUUACCUCUGGAUAAUUGUUACACAGAUCACUUAAGCCUAGACUAAACCAAGCUGAUGUGGAUGAUGAAAUUUUAAGCUAAAUAAACCCUCUUGAGUUUGUGGUUUAACACUCAGAUUGGAUCGCAUUAAAGAGGAUCUCUAUCCGUCAGUAUGAACAGUACUUAAUCAGGCAUUCUUACAGCACGUGUGGGGGCGUGAAUGUUGCUUUAGGGCAGAUUGGGAAAAAUAUGAUUUUAUCAAUAAUGGGAUCUGCAGCGGAUUAUUGAUUGGCUCAUCUGGAGCGGACUCUUCCAUCUGAGAGAAUGGCUAAAUACAACAAAAAUGACUCAGUGCACUGUUUGUUUUCUAUCACUUUUCUGAAAUUAACUCAUCACAACAUAAUUUUGUAAAAAAGUAAAGAUUAAAAAGAGACAGAUCAUCUCAUUAGAGCCAUGAUUUAACUCUAGGGUUUCACAACAUUUGGUUUUCUGCCACCUGAUGACUCUGGGAGUGAAAGCAUCUGUUUGCAGUGCAUUAUUUCUCUCUUUUAUUGUAUUUGUCAUCCUCUCCUCUUUUACUUUUGGCUUGUAGCUUGCUGCAACAAUUUCAUUUCCCCUCCAACAUUAUUAAAGUCUCAUCUAAACAGACGUAGUUUCUCAUAAACUGCAUAUUAAAAUGAUAUUUCCAGACCGUGUAAAAUGUGCUCCUCGUCUGUGAUAUCAAAAUAGAAGAUUAAAGGCACAGGAUGUGAGUAAUGUUGUGCAUCUGCAAACAUGUGUGGAGGAGAAACUCGAUGGCUUUUUACUCAAUGACAUUUUUUAAAAAAAAUCUCCGUCAGCCUCCUUUCACCGAUCACUCAGUCAUCGAGCCUUGUGUAACUCUUUCUCUAUUUUCUUCUCCUUCUGAAGGUGGGUGAUGCCAUGAGAAAGAUGCAGGAGAGGAACAACAUCGGCAAAGUGAUCCUCACCACGGAGCCCAUGCCAGAGGAGGAGAAGAAGGAGGAACCCAAGAAGGAGGAUAAGAAAGAGGACAAGAAGAAGGAUGACAAGAAGAAGGAUGACAAGAAGAAGGACGAUGGCAAGAAGGAGGAGAAGAAGGACGACAAGAAGAAGGAGGAGCCCAAGAAGGAGGAGAAGAAAGAGGAGGAGAAGAAAGAAGAGGCCAAGAAAGAGGAGAAGUGAGGGGGAGAGGGAUAGUCGAGUAGACCAGCAGGGAGUUUGUUCUCUGGGAGCAAAGGGUGGGGUGUGUAGGGGGGGUGGGGGGUGGAUGGGAUAGGAGAGUGGGGAUGGAGGUUAGGCAGGGAUGGGAGUUAGAAAGGUAGAUUACAAUGUUAUUACACCGCUGUCAGUUUUUCAUCUGUUCCCCCUCCACAUCACCUCAUCCUCAUGAGUCCUCUCUGACAGUGAUUACUCCAGCCUAGCUCCGCCCACUCCCCCUCCACCCCCCAAUUUCUUGCCUUCAGCUAAAAAAAAAUGAUUUUUUUGAUGGCGUGUGACGCCUCCUAGCUCCAACUCAUCUAUUUGCAUCACUAGAUGAAAACAAAUGCAAAAUUUGAUCACUUUUUACCUUUUGCCAAUUGUAGAGGAUUGUGGGUGUGAGCAAGACGUGGGACAAAUUACUGUUUCCUUGACAACCACAAUCCCCGCUUUCACUCUUGCCCCGCCCUCAUCCCUCACGCACCUCAACUCCCACAGCACUAAAUUGUUCUGCUCUGACUUCCACCUGCCACCUUCUCUUCCUCCCUCCUCAUCACUGUGCUGAGUCCACCCACCACACCACCCACCCACACCCCCACCCACACCACCACCACCAACACCACCACCAUCCCUGGGCCAGACCCACAGACAGGCACAAAGAGCAGCAGAUACACUGAGAACCACACCCACCCACACACGUUGCUCUCUUAGUGUCCAGCGCUUAGUUAUGUCACUGAAGGAUGAGUCAGAGAAGCUUGUGAUUGGCUGAAGCCUCCCGCCUCCCCUGGAGAUAUUUACAUCACACUUGUGACCAUGACGUUUGCUCAGUUCAAGUAUUACUGCUCCAACUUUGUUCGGCAUCGAUAUUACAUCGGUUUGUACCACUCCCUGGGAAUCGGCUUCAUAGUGCAUGCAUUCCCAUCCGAUUUGAGCACACUGGCUGCAGUUUUUGCACUCGCCUGAAUAUGAAUUUCCCUCAUAAUGAGCCUUUCUGUGCAGUGCUGAAUAGGGAGGCAGAAAUCAUUGCUCAGCUUCCUUCUCCUUAGUUACAGAUUUUUCUAGCUGACCAACUGUUGGCAAGAAGUGUGCGGUGCCAAUUAAGAGAGAAUUUGUUUCUGUUCAAACAAGCCACACAUACACACACACACAUGCACACACAAACAUACACACUGUGAAUGUGAUGAAAGGGGCACUGUCACGCUGAGACAGUGAAGUGUCUGAAAUGAGCGAGUUGAGAAGGUGAAUACCGGUCUGGUUUUCCCUCCCCCUCUCUCUUCCUCUCCCUAAUUCUUCCUUGAGGCAUUCCUCGGCAUUCUGCUCCUUUCAAAGUGACCGCCGGCCUGUCCAUCACCCUGACCUGAGAGAGGAGGAUUCAAUUCAAGCAGGCGUCCACACUUCUUCGCCUCCCCUGCUUUUCUCUCGCCCUCCUCUUUCCAUUUCCCUCUCUAUAGUCGGCAUAGCAACAGGCGUCAGGCUCGUCAGAGGAGGCUGUGGCCUUCUUCUCCAACUCUCUCGCUAUCGGCGUGUCUCUAUUCUGCCUUCGAGUUCAAUUUGCCAGUGCACAUUGUUGUAGAUCCAGUGUUUCAACAGGUGCAAAAUGAGAAAGGGGGUGUUUGUAUCACUGUUUGCACAAACCAGUCUAAAACUGAAACCCAGUAUUGACGAAGUGUGUGUGUGUGUGCAGGAUAAAGCAGCACACCGCUCCCCCUAAUGGCCAGUGUGGAUUCAGUCUCACUGGUGUAAAUUCAUUUCAGUAUAAUCCCCAGUAUUUCAUCACAAAUCCCCCUGGGUGGACUCUAAAUCUUUCAAGUAGGAGGAUAUCAACUCUAAACCCCGCAUUAAACCUGACAUUUAUCUACCUGCUCCCCCUACCCCUCACACACUCACUCACCAACUUACCCACUCACUCACACCCUAGCCCACCCCACUGCCUACCUGCCUGUCUGUGAGCCCGGCCUCAGCGUUCAGACUCAGAUGGUGACUAGUGACUUUGUAAAAAACAAAAAGAAAAUGUUUGGGAAAAAAAGAUAAAAAGUUGUUGUGUUAGCAUGAGUGGCCUCCCUCAUGUGCUGUGUGUGGUGUGCCAUUGUGUGUGAAGAUGUGUGUGUCCUCAGGUCGUCUGUCAGGUUUUAAAAAGCACCCAAUCCAGCCCCCUUCACACACUACCCUGCUACAGUAUUAUGUGGCUCCAACCCCACCCUCCUUCUCUCCAUCCCUUCCUCCUCCAUCCCUCCCUCCCUCCCCUCCUGUCUGAUAAAGAGGCCUGUGUUAUGAGGACAGUUGGUAUUAGUAUUUUGCACUCUGCUCGCUGAUCUUAAUGCACUUAAGAGCAUGGCAGUCGCACUCCAGUCCCACGCAGGCUUUGAUUCUGCUCCAGGUUUGCAACCCUGUUUCCCAUCAUGCACUCCCAGUGUAUCUGCUGAAGCUCUCUGAAAGCACAGGUGGCACACAUACACACAGAAAACACACACAUAUACUGAUGUCCCUGCUAGGCCAACUUCUCCUGGGUGGCAGCUAAAAUCAAAGCAUUCAUCCAUCCUUGACAGUUUGAGGUAAAACAUGGAGCGGGGCAGAGUGGACCGGGCUGGAGUGCGAAUGCCACGCUGGUGUGGGGAGUGACUGUGUCCUGUCAGCCUCUGGUUAGUGUUCUGUUCUAAUCUGCUGGGCUCCCUUUGUGAACCUGUGGACGGUGCUUCUGUUUCCGAGUGCCAUGUGAGAAACAAACGCUUCAGUAAAAAAAAUAAAAAAGGAUGUUUUACUUAAUAUGUUAUUUUAAUUUUACCUUUUUUUCCUGUUUGUUUGUUUAUUUGUUUGUUUCGUUAUCCAAGGGUUUAAAGUUCAAAGCUCAUGCUCUUUAUGUGGGGACCUGCCAACCUGCACCCCUUUGAAAUGUGACUUCUGUUGGUCCAAACCAUGUGUGCCAAAUUGUAUAUUCCUCUGUCAAUGCUUUGAAUAUUAACAGUGCAUAAAAGAUAUGAAGAAAGUUCUGUUUUUGGAUGCAUUUCCAUCAGCCUUGAGGAAAAAUGAAAACACAAAAGAGUUGUCACAGUGUGUCAGAUUUGUAUCCCAAACACUCAUGGGUGCUGACAGACUUUUUGCUGCAGUUUACAAAAAAAUGUGCCGUUUUGGAUUGGUCGCAGUCUUGCUAAAUCGUGGGCCUGUACUGUGCCUCUCUCUCCUUGCACGCAGCUAACCUCGAUCUGAGGCACCACACUUCAUAUUUGAGUCCUUUUCACUGUGCUUAACCAGCUCUCACAUCAUGCCAACACCAACAGGCUGAUUCCUUAAAAGUGUUUACAAUCAUAGUUUUAGUAUCAUGGGGAGAAAAGGAACAUGGUGCAAAACUCCGCCAAAAAUUACAAAGGUUUGUACAAAUUAGCAAAAAAUCCUCAAGUCCAUGGUUUUUCUCUCUAUGGGUUUCUCCUCCUUGCUUGUCAAUAAAGUGAGGGAGCAGAUGUCUGCACAGACAGCUGUGCAGGGAUGCCAGUGUUGUAACACAGCUGCAUAAACCCCCAGCUUAUUGGCUGAUCGUAGCUCAGCCCUGGCCUCCCCCAGACACAACAUUUCCGGUUUACAGCUGAUCUCAGUUCACUCAAGGAUUAUUCGAGACGUUCCUCUUUUCCUGUGCUGCAUCCGCAGAGCCUCUUGGCUGGUUCAGCAGUCGCAGUCAAGCAGCAGCCGGCCAAAACUCUUUUCCAUUUCCCCCUUCCCUGCUCCAUACACAUUCAUUCAAAUCAAACAUUACUAUGACAUCUGGAAUUUGAAAUUGCAUGCAUUCAUCCACAUGUGGAAAACAGAUUGUGAUCUCUCUCUUUCUCACAACAUUUCCCUCGGUUCUUUGGAGUUAUAAGAUGCCUUCGAGAUGAACUCAAUCAGUUGGGCGGAUGGCUUGCUGCCUCAGAGCACUUCUAUUACAGUGAAGCUGCAGUGGAUGUCAUCUGUAAACGCUUUCCAAGUCAUUCCAGACACUUAUGCAAGAGUACCUAGCAACUCAAAGAGAUGCAAAGGAGAAAAACAGAGUUUCAGAGUAACAACAAACACAAAAAUCUGAACUCUUUCAGUUCUAGAUGUGAUAUAAACACGUGUAGAUUUAGGUAAGAAGAAUGCACUAAGACGAUGAGUGUAGUAUUUCCUAUAACUCCUCUUCUGUCUGUCUUGUCUUGUACAGCUGAUGUCCCUCACAGACACCCACUGUUCAGCUUUGAGGUGAAUUUCUUUGUUUUUAUGGUUUCUCAGGUCAUUCCAAACAGCAUUUUCUUCAUGUAAGAAACCACACAUCAUUUUGUCUCACUGCACAAGCUGUCCCACCGAUUUUCCUGCUCACCUUCCACGUCUGAUGCAAGCUUUAGCAUUCUGAGUCAGUGGAUAAUUUUUCAAUUCAGAUCCACUGUGUUCACUCAUCCACACUGAGAACCCAAACAACCACAUCUUCUCGCAGCUAUUCUUCUUGUUUUUUUCACUCUUUACUGUAUCGCAUUGAAGCAACAUUAUGGAGAUGCUAUAUAACUACAACCUGGCUGGGCUUGUCAUGUGUAGUAGUUGGAUGCAUGUUUAGUCAGCCUGAAAUUAUAGCAUAUGUUUCUGUAAAGCCUGCGGUCUCUUUCCAUGAUAGUUAAGUCGUCAUGUAGAGUGGUGUGAGCGAGGAGAAAGCCCUUCGAGCCGUUAACAGUUGCCAACUGAAGCCAAUCCACUGCCCCUCUGUGCCACCUGAUUUCCUCUUCUCACUUUCUGCGUGGGCACUGUCAUGACACACCUUAACCUAUCUCUGGGAAUGCUUCAGAAACUCACUUCACGUCCGUCCCUUCACAAACCUCCAGCUAGAAAUUUUCUACAAGGCAUACCCAAACAGGUUGAUUUCCAAGCUAGUUCUCCUCUCCUUGUUUUUUUUUCCUGGUUGCAAACACUCUUCUCAUCUCAACUUUGUUUUUUAAACCCUUUGAAUUGAUGCUGCUUCUGUGCUUGACUCUGGGUUUACUGCGUGGUGCCAUGUUGUCCACAUGGCUUCUAGAGCUUGUAACGCUUCAGUGUGUAAUGUUACCAUAUGCCUUACAUGUUUUCCAGGACUAAUAAAAAAGCAUAACAAAAUGUCUGAA
This is a messenger RNA of Xyrichtys novacula (pearly razorfish), 33975 nucleotides long. NCBI's taxonomy places the organism in Eukaryota, Metazoa, Chordata, Actinopteri, Labriformes, Labridae. The record is from the annotation of a GenBank genome assembly.